AUGAUCUUCCAUCAGAUUAAUAUCAGUCUUGGUCAACGGCAAACACCCAGCACUCCUCCUCCUUCUUCUUCUCCUCCUCCUGCGCAGCCGACAACCUUCCCUGCAACGUGUUUUUCUCCUGGAUCUGUGUCACCAGCAAGCCAAAAAUCACCCCGAAGUCCUUCGAAUCGAACUGGGACUCACGAACAGCAACGCAAGGUGUUUUUACAGCAUUUGACGAGAUGGUCGCAUGAUCAUGAUUCUAGCCCAUAUUUCCACGGUAAAAUCAGUAUCGCACCUCGAGCGGCUCCAGGUGGAGAAAUUUUAGAGUUAGGGAAGUCUGUGAGCUGUAUACUUAGCCAUUCUGCCUUCACAGAUUCGAGGAGAGCUGUUGUCAUUCGGUUGUUUCCCCCGCACGAUCACAAGAUGUCUAAGGAACAAGGCUCGAAAGUGCAGAAGAGAAAGAAAUCCAUGGACAUGUUUGGUUCCAGAGUAAUAAGUGAUGAAAAUCAUGAAGAAGACACAGGAACCUCAGAUUGUCUCCCUAAUCCCCAACCCCCUCCGGGUAAAUAUAGCAGCAUUCCAGAUGGCUAUUACAAACUCGUCGUUCGAUGCGGCUCAGGCUGGAUGUCUGCUCGCGAAUACUUCAACAAAUUACACUUCUCCAGCCUGCUUGUCCAGAAAACACUCAGCCCUUCCACCCCCAACAAUGGAUCACUCGACAAAAUCCUCGCUAAUCGAUCCAAAACCCUCGGUACACCACCCCGACUAAAAGAUACCGUUCCAAUCCAACCGCUCUUUCACCCAUUUACGCGUCUACCCCCAGAACUGCAAGAACUGAUCCUCUUCACCGCAACCUCCCUCUUUGGAACAUACAAUAUGUGUAACGACACGCGCCUCUUCCCGCAACCUGACUCAAACAAUGCACAGCUCAGCACAAGCAACCUUCAGUCCUCACAGUCCUGCAUCAGUCUCUCCACUCUCCUCCUCAUUUCCCCGCACCUAAAUCGUGCACUGAUACCCUACAUCUUCGCCGCAACCACCUUUCACUUCGGUCUCACCGGCUUCACAAACUUUCUCUGGCAGGCUGGGCCCCAGAACCGGCCCCGUAUCCGACGUCUAGCAUUUCACUUUGGCAAAUCAGCAUUGCUGCAUUGUGUCCGAUGGCUCGCGCCUGAUCAUGUAUUUGAGCUGUUUGAACCACCGGUUGUCACAACGCCGCAGAGCUUGCAGUAUUUCUGGCGCUGUCAGAUCCAAGACUUGGCAAAUGAAGUGCACCUCCUCUCGCUCACGGUCGAUGUUAGGAACAUGCCGGUGCAGGACUUGGGUAUGGUGGUGAAGAUAUUGAAAGUCGUGUUCGGCACUGUGGAGCGGGUGCGGUUUGUGGAGACGGAGAGGAACGGCAGGGUAAAGGUGCUGGAUGAGGAAGAUGAGAGGGUGAAGAUGGCGAUGGAAGGGGGCACUUGGAGAGAAAUGUGCAGGGGGUAUUUUCAGCGAUAUAGUAGGCAUCAGUAUUUGAUGAGAUUUGAGCUGGUGGGCGUGGACGGUGCAGUGUUGGAGGAGAGGAUGGAGGAAAGGGCCGCCGAGUUCAAUGUUUGA
Plenodomus lingam JN3 is the source of this 1578-nucleotide messenger RNA. RefSeq lists its product as uncharacterized. The record is from RefSeq and is a predicted model, not a curated record. Lineage: Eukaryota; Fungi; Ascomycota; Dothideomycetes; Pleosporales; Leptosphaeriaceae.